Messenger RNA from Fusarium fujikuroi IMI 58289, 2271 nucleotides. Its product is annotated as related to nuclear VCP-like protein. Gene Ontology annotation, molecular function: ATP binding; RNA binding; preribosome binding. The transcript has a single exon. Gene Ontology annotation, cellular component: nucleus. Gene Ontology annotation, biological process: ribosome biogenesis. The record is from RefSeq and is a predicted model, not a curated record. Bases 1 to 2271 code for a protein of 756 amino acids. Lineage: Eukaryota; Fungi; Ascomycota; Sordariomycetes; Hypocreales; Nectriaceae.
AUGACUCUAGGAGCCAAAAGGUCUCGCCUCAACCUGAGGCAGGGCCUCGAUCGCGAUGUAUACAUGGUUAUGAAGAAGCUCGAAGAUGCGAACGACGGCAAGCCCUUCAAGACCACAACAGCCGUCUAUGACGCUAUCAAGAGGUCAAAUUCCAGCCUCAGCCGACAAAAGAAGCGCCCCUUGGAAGAUUCAAUCGAUCGUGUACUUCAAUUCCGCAAAGAAGAGCUAGGCGACUCAAGCGACUCUGAAGCUGAACUCGAAGAACCACCCAAGCCCGACGACGACCGUUUUCUUCUCAACAGACAAAUGACGAAGCACUGGCAUCAGAACACGUCAACCGCUACGGCUGCAGAAACGGCGAAUCCACCUACCGGUGAAGCACCUCGCGCGAUCAAGAAGCGACGAGUGCAGGAAGAUGGCGAAGAGCGGGCGAAGGAUGGAGCAAUAACGCCUAAGGGUGCCAUGACGGAUACAGAUGCUGCGCCUACGGAAAAGCAAGACAAAGCACCUCUGAAGAAAACGCAAAAAACGAGCCGCCACAAGGUCGAACAUCCUUCUAGCUCGAUACACAUCGGAGGCGUGACCGAAAUCUACACAGAGCUCUGCAAACAAACACAUCACGUUUUGAAAUGGCCAGAACAGUUCGCUCUCAGCCGCUGGCGAAAGGUCCCAGGAAUCCUGCUCUCAGGCCCGCCUGGAAUUGGCAAAAAGACGCUCAUUAGAUUCCUUGCUUCGAAAAUCGACGUCCCGAUUGUGUCUCUGACAGGCUGUUUCGAAGAACCAGAGCGCCUGGAAAGAAGCUUGAACGAUGCAAUUGAGGAAGCCAUGAAAAUAGCCCCAUGCAUCAUCCUCAUCGAGCAGCUCGACUGGUACAUGCCCAAACCUGAAGGUAGCAGCCAUAGUGAAGGCCAUCGCCGCAAUGUUAUACAGUUCAUGAGACAGAUGCAGCGCAUAGCAACUGAGCAAGACAAGGACAGACACAUUUUAGCCAUGGCGACAACAUCGCGAAUCACAGAUGUCGACCCAACAGUCCUCAAAACUGGCCUUUUCGAACGUACGCUCCAGAUGCGGAUCCCAGAUCUUGGGGCCCGUCAGGAUAUCCUCAAGCUCGUUACCAGGGACAAGGACCUGUCAGAGAGUGUCGACUUCGCAGAGCUGGCCAAGAUUACACAUGGUUUCGUCGGCGCUGACAUUAUUAACGUCGCGACACUCGCACAGCAAAUUGCAUCUGAACGCCUUUUGGACGUUGCCCAAUAUAACAAACACCUUGAAUAUCCAUCUCCAUUGUCAUCUGACUUGCCCGAUCUGAUGGAACUUGCGGACGAACAACUUCCUACUCUCUUUCCUGAGCCUCAGAAUACACCCCUGACCCAAGAAGAUUUCAAAAAAGCCAUCAAAAGUUUCACCCCCUCCCUACGAAAAGAAGGCUUCACUGUCAUCCCCAACGUCUCCUGGGAGCAGGUCGGUGCUCUCCAGGCUGCCCGCGACCAGCUCAAUAUGUCAAUCAUCGGACCAAUCAAAGACCCCGAGCUCUACCGGCGUGCUGGUCUUGCUCGUCCAGCUGGCUGCCUUCUUUGGGGACCUCCCGGUUGUGGUAAAACCCUCGUCGCCCAAGCCGUCGCCAACGAAGCACAGGCAAGCUUCAUCCUUAUCAACGGGCCGGAACUUCUCAAUAAGUAUGUCGGUGAAUCAGAGCGCGCAGUGCGUGAGCUAUUCAACCGGGCGCGCUCAUCAACUCCGUGUAUUCUCUUUUUCGAUGAAAUGGAUUCUCUUGUGCCGAAGCGUGACAACGCUUCCACAGAGGCAGGCACUCGCGUUGUCAAUGCUCUUCUCACCGAGCUCGAUGGUGUUCAAGAUCGCACAGGUGUAUAUGUUAUCGGCACAACCAAUAGACCAGAUAUGAUCGACCCGGCCAUGCUUCGACCCGGCCGUCUCAAUGUGCGCCUUUUCAUCGACCUACCUACCCCUGACGAGAGGGUCGAUAUCCUCCGAGCCAUCUAUCGCACAAAUCACCCCGACGCAACAGCCGAGGAAUUUGACCGCCUCGAGCCUGUUGCUCGAGAUCCCCGUUGCACUGACUUUAGCGGUGCUGAUCUAGGUGGGCUGCAUGUGAAGGCUGCCGAAAGUGCCCUUCGACGAUGCCUUCAAGGGGCCAAACCAGAAGCUGAGAUCGAUGGGGUGGAUUGGGAGCAUGCUCUUUCCACCACCUAUAGAAGUGUGCAGAAUCCUGAGACUUACCGAAAACUUGAGGUGAAGUUAGGGAAAUCUUAG